UCAGCGCCUCUCGCGCGCUCGCCUUUUCGCGCGGGGCGCCUCAGUGUGUUGUCCUGGCAACGCGCGUGCAGCGUCGCUGUACCUGCCAGCUGCUGGAGAAGCGGAAAGGAAGAUGGAGGAGAACGUUAGAGACCCCGAUACUGGCAGUGAGACAGGAGGAGAAGAUGCUUUGCUGGGGAAUGUGAGCAAACUGACUGUCACUCCUCCAGGACACACAGGAGCGGCCAGAAAAGGACACCUUGUCUUUGAUGCCUGCUUUGAGAGUGGUAAUUUGGGACGUGUAGACUACAUUAGUGAGUUUGAGUUUGACCUCUUCAUCCGACCUGACACAUGCAAUCCUCGCUUCAGAGUCUGGUUUAACUUUACUGUUGAGCAUGUCAGGGAGACACAGAGAGUAAUCUUUAACAUUGUGAACUUCAGUAAGACCAAGAGCUUGUACAGAGAUGGGAUGGCUCCAGUGGUGAAGUCUACAAGUCGACCUAAAUGGCAAAGACUGCCAGCCAAGAAUGUGUAUUAUUACCGGUGCCCGGACCAUCGGAGGAACUAUGUGAUGUCCUUCGCCUUCUGUUUCGACCGCGAGGAUGACGUGUACCAGUUUGCCUACUGUUACCCCUACACCUACUCUCGCCUACAGCACUAUCUGUCCAGCCUUGAGCAAAGAAACCUAGACUACCUAAAGAGAGAGCAGCUGGGUCUCAGCGUGCAACAGCGAAAGUUGGACCUCCUCACCAUCACUAACCCAGCUAACCUGAGCCCAGAGCGAGAGAAACGUGUGGUUUUCCUCACAGCACGUGUUCACCCAGGAGAAUCACCUGCGUCUUUCAUCUGCCAGGGUGUUAUCGACUUCCUGGUGAGCCAGCACCCUGUGGCACAAGUCCUGCGUGAUCAUGUGGUCUUUAAAAUCGUACCCAUGCUCAACCCUGAUGGUGUGUACCUGGGCAACUACAGGUGCUCCCUGAUGGGUUUUGACCUGAACCGUCACUGGCAGGACCCAUCCCAGUGGGCUCAUCCCACUCUACAUGCUGUCAAACAACUCAUCAUCCAAAUGAACCAAGAUCCUAAAGUGAGUCUGGAGUUCUACAUUGACGUACAUGCUCACUCCACCAUGAUGAAUGGCUUCAUGUAUGGCAACGUGUUUGAGGAGGAGGAGCGCGUGCAGAGACAGGCCGUCUUCCCCCGCCUACUGUGCCACAACGCGCCCGACUUCUCUCUUUCUAGUACAUCAUUUAACCGUGACGUGGUUAAAGCAGGGACAGGACGGCGCUUCCUUGGAGGUCUCCUAGAUGACACGUCCUACUGCUACACUCUGGAGGUGUCCUUCUACAGCUUUCUGACUGCAGGCAGCACCACGCCUAUCCCAUACACAGAGGACAGCUAUAUGAAGCUGGGUAAAAACGUGGCCCGGACCUUUCUGGAUUAUUAUAAACUAAACAGUCUGAUUGAUGAGAAUAAAUUAACAAGUCAAUUUAGUCUGGAUGCUGCAGCUGCUGGUCACCAGGGAAGCAACGCUCGAAAAGGAAAGAAUCAAAAUUGGGACAAAAAUGAGAGAAGAUUCCAAGGAGUGAGAAACUAAUGAAGCAAAAUGUCAUAUAAGUUUCCAAUCAUGAUUACUUAGUGCUUCCUUGACAUUGAUGAAAGGGAAAAAAAACAUAAUUUACAAUCAGUUUCUGGGCUACACAAUAACCCACCUAUUAUUGCCAAUGUUCUGAAAUCUCUGCACAAUGCUAUGGUAUUGACUGUUGUAACUUCAGCUAUUUGUUAUCAUUGGUUUCUCCUUGCCUUUCUUUUUUUAAAUACCAACAGCAUGUUUCCUGUGGUUUUGGUGUUAUCCUUUAAAUGAAACUCAAUCGUACUUAUUGCUCUUAUUGCAUGUAUUAUAUUAGGAUUUGUGUUUGAGUUUACUUUCUGGCUUGUGUCUGAAUGCAUAAAGAUUGUUGGUAAAAGAGGAACAUGAUUAUUGUAUAUGAGGACUGUAUUUAAUCCACACAGUUUUUUUUUAAAUUUGCAAUUCAUUACUGUGAUUUUAUUCAGUUUUAAAUCGCAAUUACAAAAAUGAUUAAUUUCAAAAUUCAUUAUGAACUAUUAACACACUGCCUACUAUCUUCCACAGUAUUAUUACAUAGCUUUGGCACUGGAACAGACAAGGCCACAGAUCUGGAGAAAGCUGUCCAUGGUUUCUGCUUCAAUAGUCACAAAAGAAUUCAAUAUUUUGCAAAAUAGUGCAAAAAUAGGCAAUGCCAACCACUGUGUUCUGUCGUGCAGCAUUCUCUCCACUGUUCUGUGUGAAAAACCAUUAAAAUGAUUCACGACUGAGUUCACCUAAACAAAGACAAUUCCCCUGCGUGAGGUUUGACAUUUUCAUGAGAACAUUUUGUUAUGAAUUUAAAAAAAAUAAAAAAAGAUUUGAAAUGUUUCAGAGAACAGUCACUGUAUGCUUACAUUGUUA
Messenger RNA from Pangasianodon hypophthalmus (striped catfish), 2446 nucleotides. It is a transcript of the gene agbl4, whose product is annotated as AGBL carboxypeptidase 4. The transcript has 13 exons. Gene Ontology annotation, biological process: proteolysis. The coding region runs from base 113 to 1573 and encodes 486 amino acids. Gene Ontology annotation, molecular function: metallocarboxypeptidase activity; zinc ion binding. The record is from RefSeq and is a predicted model, not a curated record. NCBI's taxonomy places the organism in Eukaryota, Metazoa, Chordata, Actinopteri, Siluriformes, Pangasiidae.